This is a messenger RNA of Oreochromis aureus, 4153 nucleotides long. RefSeq names its product B-cell receptor CD22-like. The transcript has 14 exons. Bases 166 to 2595 code for a protein of 809 amino acids. NCBI's taxonomy places the organism in Eukaryota, Metazoa, Chordata, Actinopteri, Cichliformes, Cichlidae. The record is from RefSeq and is a predicted model, not a curated record.
CUUGUGCUACUUUUGGUAUUAAAACACCACAAAAUUAGUCCCUCAGGCUUUAAUAUAAGAUAUUAAGAGGGCUGUAUGUCGUUUUGAAAACUACAGCAUUCAGUCCCAGAUGAACAUGAUUUUUAAAGACAACAUCUUUUUCUGUGACAGAAGAGAGGAGCAGCCAUGAGUGUAACUGCAGCAGCAAGGAUUGAAUUUGUAUUUGUACUGCUUCUCACUGCAUCAGCGGUACUGGGUCAGAAUGGUUGGUCAGUGACUUACACUUCUACUCACAUCUGUGCCUUGAAAAAAUCAACAGUGGACAUAGGCUGCAGAUACAGUUACCCUUCUACAAGACACAACAUAAAUACUACAGUUCAAAAAAGACUUUGGUUUAUAAAAAACAAGGAUGAACCGUUGGAUCUGAAAACAUACUCACGCCGAGCGGAGUACCGCUUUCAUGAGAACGACUGCACUCUGAGGAUCACGGACCUGAGAGAGCGAGACUCAGCUGAGUACAAGUUCAGAUUCAUAACAAAUCAGCCAGAUGGAAGUUAUACUGGCUCACCUGGAGUCACUUUGACUGUCACAGACUUGCAGGUGAAGGUGAGAAGAUUGUUAAACCACACAGAGCUGCAGUGUCACAGCAGCUGUGAUGUAAUUGAUCCUCCAUCAUAUGUUUGGUACAAAAAUGGACAGAAAAUAAAGGAAGAAACAUCUUCUCUGAGAGUCUCUGUUGGAGAUGAUGACAGCAGCUAUUCCUGUGCAGUUAAAGGACAUGAGGGUUACCGCUCUGCUGCAGUGUUUUCUCCAAAGCUUUACUAUGUGUUAGUAAAUCCUUCUGCUGAAGCAGAGGAGGGAACUUCAGUGUCUCUAAACUGUGGCUUUAAUGCAAACCCAGCGGCUAAUUACAGCUGGUACAAGGGAAAUAUCCAAACACAUAUCAGUGAAGGAACGGUCCUCGACUUUUCAUCUAUCCAGCCCUCUGACUCUGGAGAAUAUUACUGUACAGCUGAGAAUGAGCUGGGGAGGAGUGCAUCUCAAUCCAUCUUUAUUAAUGUGAAAUAUGCUCCAAAACCUGUUAAUGUGUCAGUGACUCCCCCUGGUGAGAUAGUGGAGGGCAGUUCAGUAACUCUGACUUGUAGCAGUGAUGCUAACCCUGCAGCUAAAUACACCUGGUAUAAGGGAAAUAACAAUAAACCUCUAAGUGUAGACACACAGCUUGUCUUCACCUCAAUCCAGCCCUCAGAGUCUGGACAGUAUCGCUGCAGAGCUUACAACGGAGUGGGGGUGACAUCUGACUCCUUCACUAUUCAUGUGAAAUAUCCCCCAAAGUUUGUCUCAGUAUCAGUGAGUCCUUCUAAUGAAAUCAGGGAGGGGAGCUCAGUAACUCUUACUUGUAGCAGUGAUGCUAAUCCAGCAGCUAACCACUUCUGGUACAAGGAUGGUGAUCAAACACCUCUCAGUAAUGAACGGCAGCUCUCCAUCACCUCCAUCCAGUCCUUUGACUCUGGAGAGUAUGUCUGUGCAGCUGAGAACCACCUGGGGAGGACGAUAUCUGAAUCUAUCUUUAUUGUUGUGAUAUAUGCUCCCAAGUCUCUCUCUGUGUCAGUCAGUCCCUCUGGUGAAAUCCAGGAGGGCAGUUCAGUGAAUCUGACUUGUAGCAGUGAUGCUAACCCAGCAGCUAACUACACCUGGUACAAGAAGAACAGCCAAACACCUCUCGUUGUAGAACCACAGCUCUCCAUUAUCUCCAUACAGCCCACUGAUUCUGGAGAAUAUUACUGCCUAGCUGUAAACAAAGUGAAUACUUCCACACCUAAAUACAUCUCUAUCCAUGUGACAUAUGCUCCAAGGCCUCUCUCUAUGUCAGUGAGUCCCUCUGGUGAGAUAGUGGAGGGCAGUUCAGUGAAUCUGACCUGCAGCAGUGAUGCUAACCCGGCGGCUAAUUACACCUGGUAUAAGACGAACAAUCAAACACCUCUCAUUAAAGAACCACAGCUCAUCUUCAGCUCCAUCCAGUCCUCUGACUCUGGGGAAUAUUACUGUACAGCUGAGAACAAGCUGGGGAUCUCAACACCAACAUACAACAUCUCUAUUGAUGUGACAUAUGCUCCAAAGCUUCCCUCUGUGUCAGUGAGUCCCUCUGCUGAGAUAGUGGAGGGCAGUUCAGUCACUCUGACCUGUAGCAGUGAUGCUAACCCAGCAGCUAAUUACACCUGGUACAAGGAGGGUGAAGACUCAGCAAAAGCAUCAGGACACAACUUCACCAUCACUGACUUCAGACCUGAACACAGUGGGAGUUAUUACUGUGUUGCACAGAACACGAGAGGGCAUCAUUACUCCACCUUACAGUUGACUGUUGUAUCAAGAGCAUGGAAAUUAACAGCUGUCAUAGUCCCUGCUAUUCUUCUGGGCCUCAUACUCUUAUACUCAGUCAUCCUAUGGAUCAUAAAAAAGAGAUCUUCCAAUCAGCAGCAGCCUGAGCCUAAAGAGGAACCAGAUACCAGUGAACAGACUCCUUCAUGCAACCCACCUCCUCCCCAUCUCUGCCUCUCCCAUGUUACUCAGAGCUCCAAUCAAGCCUGCAUCUUCAUCACCACCACCAGCCUCUAGAGUCUGAGGGGGUCCUCCCUAAUUCCUGUCACCGCUGGGAAUCUGUUCAGCUGUGACCGGCCAUCAGAGUCCAGUCACCAGAUCGCUUGAACGAAUUCUGUUCAUGAAUAAAUAGUGUUCAGUUCAUCCUAACGAUCUUUCCUCAUUGACAUUCCAUUCUCUUUCUCACAUUCUAAUAUAACUCCACAAAGUGUGUCAGUCUUGCAACUAACAGACCCUAGACAAGAAUAAAAAUCCAAAACUCAACUGUCCUGCACAGUUGAGAAAAAUAUAUCAGCUUACACACAAUAUUUUAACACAAAUAUGACAAUAAUUGAACCUCACAGAGAGCACAUGUCAGGCUCAAACACAGGUUAGCAAAUUUAGUACGAAACCAUAAAAAGUAGGCCUAUGCCAUCUUGCAACUUGUCUCUUAGGGUACCUGCCCGUGAUCAGGUACCCCGCUAGUAUAAUAACCUGGCCAAAGGAGGCGAUAGAAGCAACUGACAUCAAGACUGACAUCUCUCUUGGCUUUCAGCGGAGCCGGUCACAUUUUCUCCUGUCUCCUCUCCCUCCCUUAUCUUCCUGCUUGGCUUCUCUUGUCUUUGUCUAGUCUCGUCUAACUCUCAGAGACUCUUUCCAUCUUGUUCUCUAAUUAUGGAUUUGAUCAACUGGUCUCUAAAUGCUAUUGACACCCUCGAUGAGAAACCUGGGCACGGGGUAGCCUGAUCAUCCUACAGGAACGUUUGCUGUCAGAUACACGACCGUCUUUUGUUGGAACGAGUAGCGUAUCAUGUACCUUGCAACACUCUCAAUGGAGGACGUUGAAGAUAUUUACCUAUUCGGAACCAUGAUAACGGGAUUCCUGUUGAUUAGAACUGGCACAGCCCUGGCUUAUCGACGAAUAAAGAAAAGUGGUCACAGCUGCUAAAAAUCCCACAAGGCUGGUCGGCAUGAUUGACGGUGGGUAGAGCCACGAGCACUCAGACUGUAUUUAUUGAACGUAAUAUGGAUUAAAUCAUUGAGAAGCUCAUGGCUCUGCAACAAGAGAUGUAAAAUUGGGACCAGUGACGGACAUUAGAGCAACUGCAGAAUUGGAAUGCAGUUCUUCGCCCUAAGCCAAACCCUGUCUUCAGGUGGCCUUCCCUCACCAGCUGGAAGCUUGAAGGCCGAAGCUGGAACAAAUACUCACCCAGAUUACAAGACUGUGUAGACUCUUUGCCCUAUCCAUCUACUUCCUCAAGGUCACCUGCGUUGACUUGGGGAUUGUUGACUUUGUACUUAUGUCUUUUUAUGUUAUGAAAUGUGAUGAUUCAUGUGCUAUGUGUUGAGGUGUUUUUUUUGUUUUGGUUUUUUUUCUGUUCUCAAACUGAUCUCCCUUUAGGAGCUCAGUUUGGUGGUGGGGGGGUGUGUGUUCUUUUUUCUGCUCUUCUUUCCUCAUAUCGUGUAUUUCCAUUCCCUCUCCGACCUGUCUUCCUCACGUGAUGUUUGUGUAAUGUAUUGAUGGCCGGAGGGGUAAGAUGGCGCUGGAAUGCCGGCAACCUUAACCAAUUUCCUUCGGGAUCAAUAAAGUUUUAAU